Molecule: messenger RNA, 3042 nt
Organism: Penicillium pulvis
Lineage: Eukaryota; Fungi; Ascomycota; Eurotiomycetes; Eurotiales; Aspergillaceae
Product: cleavage polyadenylation factor subunit CFT2
Exons: 2
Coding region: 1-3042 (1013 amino acids)
Biological process (GO): mRNA 3'-end processing by stem-loop binding and cleavage
Cellular component (GO): mRNA cleavage and polyadenylation specificity factor complex
Molecular function (GO): RNA binding
Source: RefSeq, a predicted model, not a curated record
AUGUUUACUUUCACUCCGCUACUGGGCGCGCAGUCAUCGUCUUCACGAGCCUCACAGUCGAUUCUGGAGCUUGAUGGGGGCAUUAAGAUAUUGGUGGAUGUUGGCUGGGAUGAUACCUUUGACACCCGCGAUUUGGCGGAGCUCGAAAAGCAUAUUCCGACACUUUCCCUCGUUCUCCUGACCCAUGCGACCCCGGCACACAUUGGCGCUUUCGUACACUGCUGCCAAACAUUCCCUCUCUUCACCAAAAUCCCCAUUUAUGCGACAAGCCCGGUAGUUGCUCUCGGUCGUACCAGUCUACAAGAUCUUUACGCAUCUGCACCGCUCGCUGCCACUUUCCUUCCAACGGCGUCGAUCUCCGAGCCCGGUGCAUCCUCAGCAGCAUCUGCGGUGGUAUCCGGGGAGCGUGAAGGGAAUACUGAAGCUGCAGGCAGCACAGGACGAAUCCUUCUACAGCCACCGACCGCUGAGGAGGUCGCUCGCUACUUCUCCCUCAUUACCCCCCUCAAGUAUUCGCAACCACACCAACCUCUGCCGUCUCCAUUCUCCCCGCCCCUGGAUGGGCUUACGCUUACUGCCUACAAUGCUGGGCAUACCGUUGGUGGAACAAUAUGGCACAUUCAGCACGGCAUGGAGUCCAUCGUAUAUGCAAUGGAUUGGAACCAGGCGCGUGAAGGCGUCGUGGCGGGUGCGGCGUGGUUCGGUGGAUCUGGAGCCAGUGGAACGGAAGUCAUUGAGCAGUUACGCAAGCCGACAGCCUUAAUUUGCAGUACCCAAGGUGGUGAUAAGUUUGCUCUUUCCGGUGGCCGGAAGAAGAGAGAUGAUCUUCUUCUUGACAUGAUUCGAAGUAGUCUUGCAAAGGGCGGCACUGUCCUCAUUCCGACCGAUACCAGUGCCCGAGUGCUCGAGCUUGCAUAUGCGCUGGAACAUUCUUGGCGUGAUGCAGCGGCGGGCGAGAAGGAGGAUGUAUUGAAAAGCGCGGGUCUUUACUUGGCUGGUCGGAAGGUCAACACCACCAUGCGCUUAGCUCGAAGUAUGCUCGAGUGGAUGGAUGAAAGUAUUAUCCGGGAGUUCGAAGCUGCUGAAGGUGCAGACGCAGCUACUAAUCAGCGGACUGGUGGACAGGGCCAGGAGAAAAGCAGCAAAGGUGUCGGGCCAUUCAAUUUCAAGCACCUUAAGACUGUUGAGCGCAAGAAGAGUCUCGAGAAACUCCUGUCGGAAAAGGGACCCAAAGUCAUCCUCGCAUCUGAUACAUCUUUAGCCUGGGGAUUCUCAAAGGAGUCUCUCCGUCGGGUCGCCGAGGACCCCAAUAAUCUGCUCCUGUUGACAGAGUCAUACCGCAAAUUGGCGCGUGAAGAAAAUUCGGAGUCCCCGUAUAAUAUAUCCCUUGGAAGUAUUAUAUGGCAGUGGUAUGAAGAAAGGCGCGACGGUGUGGCCCUUGAAGAAACUUCUGAUGGCGAGUUGCUUGAACAGGUUCAUAGUGGUGGGCGGGAGCUGGCCUGGACAGAGGUGCAGCGAGUACCUUUAGAUGCUAGCGAUCAACUGCUUUACCAGCAGUACCUUGCUACCAAGCGCCAGUUGCAGGACACUGCUCAAGUUCGAGGCGGUCAAGAAACCCUCGAAAACGCAGCAGAUGCUUUGGAUGAUGGGUCUAGCUCUACGUCUUCAGAAGACUCGGAUUCAGAACAGCAAGGUCGUGUCCUCAAUUUCUCGACCUCACUAGCCCACUCGAACCGAAACAAGUUGGCCGUCAGCGACGAAGACCUAGGCAUCAACAUCCUUUUACGACGGAAAAACGUCUUCGACUAUGACGUGCGUGGUAAAAAGGGACGGGAGCGCAUGUUCCCAUUUGUGGCGCCAAGGAAGAAGGGCGACGAAUAUGGAGAGUUCAUUCGUCCUGAAGAAUACCUACGUGCAGAGGAACGCGAGGAGAUAGACAUGCAACAACGACGAUCGGACGCACAAACGAAGCUUGGCCAAAAACGGCGGUGGGACGAGACCACGGGAACUGCCGGGCGAAGGCUAUCUGGUGGUGCUGCAGGUCGUAAGCGUCAACAAUUGUCCAAGGAUGGCCAACGAGUGGACUCAGGUGCAGGUGAUGACUUCAGUCUUGUAUCCGAUGGCGAUGUUGGUGAUGAUGCGGCGUCUUCCGAAGAUGAAGCAGAUGCCCAGCCGUUUGAAGGUCCUUCCAAGGCUGUUUACAGCAAAGAGACGAUCAUAAUCAACGCCAGAAUCGCCUUUGUUGAUUGCAUGGGUCUGCACGACAAGCGUAGCUUGGAGAUGCUCAUUCCGCUUAUCCAGCCACAGAAAUUGAUCCUUGUGGGUGGAAUUAAGGAAGAGACUGCGGCUCUGGCGGCCGAAUGCAAGAAACUCUUGGCGGCGAAGGCCGGCGUUGACGUCUCGGCUUCUGCAGCAGAUGCAGCAGCUAUCAUUUUCACACCCAGUAAUGGCGAAUCAAUCGAUGCAAGCGUUGACACCAAUGCCUGGAUGGUCAAACUGAGCAAUAACCUCGUCCGCCGCUUAAAUUGGCAGCAUGUCCGCAGCCUUGGUGUCGUUGCUCUGACUGCCCAGCUGCGGGGACCUGAAAUCUUCACCGAAGAAGGUGAUACCGAUGCUGAGGCAGUCAGUAAGAAAAUGAAGGUGAUUGAAGAUGUAGCAGCUGCUACAGCCGCCGUUCCGACCACAGAUAUUGUCGCAAGGAUUGGCGACAAGUCGGACGUGUUCCCUCUCCUUGACACCUUACCAGUUAGCAUGGCUGCAGGCACCAGGUCUGUGGCUCGACCACUCCAUGUCGGCGAUUUGCGUCUGGCUGAUCUCCGAAAGCUCAUGCAGGCCGCUGGCCACAUCGCGGAGUUCCGGGGCGAAGGAACUCUUCUCAUUGACAAAUCUGUGGCUGUCCGCAAAUCGGGGACCGGCAGGAUUGAGAUCGAGGCUUCAGCGCAGUCCGCUGCCAACCAGGCCACUAUGGGUCGCGGGGCGAGUAGUUUCCUCGCGGUCAAGAGGAAAAUCUACGAAGGACUAGCGGUUGUGGCAGGUAACUGA